Drosophila montana is the source of this 1303-nucleotide messenger RNA. It is a transcript of the gene Gadd45, whose product is annotated as Growth arrest and DNA damage-inducible 45. Bases 331 to 813 code for a protein of 160 amino acids. The transcript has a single exon. Gene Ontology annotation, cellular component: cytoplasm; nucleus. NCBI's taxonomy places the organism in Eukaryota, Metazoa, Arthropoda, Insecta, Diptera, Drosophilidae. Gene Ontology annotation, biological process: regulation of cell cycle. The record is from RefSeq and is a predicted model, not a curated record.
CGUGCGCUCGCCAGUGUCUGGCAUUCAUUGUGAAAUUGCAAAUCAAAAUUGAAACAAGCACAAAGCAAGACGGUUAAACGGAUUUCAAAGCGCGCAGCGUCAACGUGAAAAGAAUUUCAUAAGCAAAAGUUAAUAAAGCGCAAAUUGCCAAAAAGAUUCAAAACCAAUAAACUGACUAACGCUAAUAACACAAGCAACAACAGAGCAGUGCUACCCCAACAAAAAAGACAAAAAGUGUGCGACAACCAAACACACAAAGUGCAAACAGAAGCUUCAAAAAUAGCUCAAGCUUCAGCUCAAGUGACAAGCCCAGAGAUUAACAAAUCCAAUAUGGUCGUUGAGGAAUCAGCCAACAUGCAUCAUUAUCACCACAACGACAAUCUCGAGCUGGCCGAGUGCGCCAUGCCCAUCGGACGUACCGUUAAAACGGCUCUGCUGCGAGCCCAAUCAGAAUCUCGUGUGAUUGUCGGCCUGUCGGCAGCCAUCAAUACGCUGUCCAAGUCGCCGGAGGGUUCGCUCUUCUGCCUGAUGGCCGUGCCCAAGGCUGGCGAUUCGGCCACACACAUGCACGAAGUGCUGCUGGAGGCGUUCUGCUAUGAGAACGACAUCUAUGUGAUUAAAGUGGACGAUGCCACCAAGCUGAGCCGCAUUCUGGGCCAGGAGAGCAUCGAGUCAUGCUGCCUGGUGCAGAAGACCUGGAGCGGCGAGCAGAGCGAGGAGCAGCUAAACAAGGCCGAGAAUCAACUGGUCGACUACUGCGAAGCCCAUUGGGAUGCACCGCAACAUCCCAUUGUCCAGCUGCCGGCGGUAUAAGUCCUGUUGAGAAAGAGACAGAAGUUGAACAGCCCGUCACAGUGGGCAAAACAUGGUUUUAAAGGAAACAAACACAACCAGUUAAGACAAGGUUAAUGUACCCGAACGUUUGGAGAGUUCUGCGGAAACCGACGUUGGGACAUAUCCCAAUUAUAUAUAUCAACUAUAUCAUAUAUAUACAUAUGUAUAAGUGUAUAUGGAAGGAGGAGAAGGAGGUGGAGUCGCAGCGAAAGCAAAAGUAGCUGCGACACGGUGGUCAAUUAUCUAUUAUGCUAGAUGCUAGAGGAGAGAGCGAGGCAGGCGACAACGACCUUCGUUGGAGCAGCGCAGCAACAGACGAGAAUGGAGCAGAACACACAGCAGCAGCAACAAUCACAACAACAACAAACACAUGGCUGCUGCGGAAGUGCAUGCACUCUCGCUCACUCUCCCUCUCUUUGAUCUGGCAGCAAUUUCGCAACCAGAGGCAAACCAACACACACACACACAC